Symbiodinium necroappetens is the source of this 1611-nucleotide messenger RNA. The record is from the annotation of a GenBank genome assembly. NCBI's taxonomy places the organism in Eukaryota, Dinophyceae, Suessiales, Symbiodiniaceae.
AUGCAGAGUGUCACUGUUUUCCGAGAAGAUUCCCUUGUGCUCUUAUCUGCAGAAGUCUCAACACAAAACCUGAAGACUCCAAAAUCUUUUGAAAAAAGCCCAGGCCCUAUAGCCCGAGCUACCCAAGCGCAGGACAACAAUACGCUGGGCCGUCAGCCCGUGAGUCUCUACGCCCUCGCAAAAGAUCUUGGAACCACGGAGGAGCUGAAGAGCUUGGUGCUUCAGGCUCACCGUUUGGGACUCCAAGUUUUCAUGGACCUGCCUCACAGCGGGGCAGCCUCGGCCGAGGAUGGGCUGGGAGGACAAUUUUUCCACUGGGGAGAGAAGGGCUUCCAUCCCAUCAGCGGAGCCCGCAUCUACAACUUCGAGGAGGGCGAGGUUCAGCGCUACCUGCUUUCCAGCAUCGCGUUUUGGAUGGACCAGUUCGGCAUUGAUGGCUUCAGGUUCUUGGACGUUGCCUCCACUAUCUGGGCCGACCGCGGCAGGUUUGUGCCAUCCGAUCCUGCAGAGAUGGAAGAGUUUCUGUCGACCGAUGACAAGACAGAUAAGGCUGGCGUCCAGUACUUGAUGCAGGCCAACUCACUCAUCCACCAGCUGGACAAGUACGCCCGGACAGUGGCCGAGGAGUCGACCAUGUACCCACACCUCUGCGAUUCGGUGGAAGAAGGUGGACUCGGCUUCGACUAUCGUCAGGCAUCGAAUGCUCCCAGUCUCUACCGCGAGCUUGUUUCGAAGUGUCGGGAUGAGCAGUGGGGCAUGAAGACCAUUGUUGACACGAUUUGCGAGGUGAAGAACUUGAUGCCCAAAGAGAAGAUUCUGGGUUACAUGGAGUCGCUCGAUCAUUGCGCCGUCGGACGAAGGCCCUUGAAGAUUGCCUUCCUGUCGUGGGAGACCCUGCACACCAUCGCAGCAGGUGGUGUCGCACCGCACGUUACCGAACUGGCUGGUGCUCUGCACAAAGCAGGUCAUACUGUGCACAUCUUCACAAGAUCUACGCAGAAUCGCACGUGGGAGAACGACAUCAUGGGAGUCAUUUACCAUGAGGUGAACUUCAACACCGACAGCGAUUUCGUAAGGGAGAUCGAGAACAUGUGUGCUGCCUUCGUCGGACACUUCCUGCACAUGGAAAGCCGUGUAGGUGGUUUCGAUGUCAUCCAUGGACACGACUGGCUCGUCGGUCCAGCUGUCAUCCAGCUCUCAUCCAUGAACAAACGGGUCGUCUUCACCAUGCACUCGACGGAAACUGGCCGCUGCGGAAACGUGCAGUAUGGCGGACAAAGUGCCCGAAUUCGUGAAAUCGAGGGCCAGGCCUGCCAUUCUGCCCAGCGUGUCAUCGCGGUCUCCGGCGUUUUGAAAGAGGAGGUCUGUUCUCACUACCAAGUCCACGGGGCCAAAAUCGAAGUGAUCUACAAUGGGAUCCACGCCGAUGCCAUCGCGAAGAUGGAGUGGGAGGACGAGUGGACGGGUAACACCAAAAAAGACAAGGGCUUCGACGUGAUGGACCCCAUGUUCCUCUUCGUUGGACGCCUGGCGGUGCAGAAGGGGCCAGACCUGCUACUGGAGGCUAUUCCGAUGAUCCUUCAAGCACGGGGCAAUGCCAAGUUCGUCAUC